AUGCCAAGUCUCCUGGUUUUGCAUCCCACACCAAGCAGCUGCACCAUCAUUUGGAAUUUUUUUUUUCUUCCCUUUUUUGGCAAAAAUCCUCCCCUGGAGCAUUCUACUCCCCGAGGGGGACUGGCAGCAGCAGUGUUUUCCGGCCCGCCGUUGUUCCUGAAAACUCUCUGGGUUUCAUUUUCGAGGCUCAGCAGCUGCUGCUGCCAUGCUGGGGGAAGGCGGAAGCUGCUCAGCCCCACACUGGGGCCCUGCAGUGGAGCCUUCAAGCCUCCCCUUUCCAGAGGCUGGGAGCCACAAUGUGCCGAAGAUCCGGGUGAUCCAGGGGCUCCCUCGCUGGCAGUAGCAGGCAGGGCUGGCAAGGCCCUAGCCCAGGACACCUUCCCGGUGUGCAGGAGGGACCUGCGUGUGCUCCCCAUGGAGAUCCGAUGCGCUUUGCCCCAGGAUAUCCGGGAGCUGCUGCACUGCUUGAAGAUGAAGAGCAAGUACGCCGUCCUGCUGGUCUUCGUCAUCAGCCUCGUCAUCAUCGAGAAGGAGAACAACUUCAUCUCCAGGGUGUCGGACAAGCUGAAGCAGUCCCCACAGGCUCUGGCAGAGGCCAACAGCACAGAGGUCAGCCCAGCACUGGCCAAGAACGGCUCGCUGGCCUCGCUGCAGGAGCUGGACGCUGCCUUCUCCCAGAUGAGGUCCCACCUGUACAACAUCACCCUGCAGCUGGCAGGUGACCCCGGGGACCCCGGGCCACGGCGGCACGUCCUGCUGAUGGCCACCACCCGCACUGGCUCCUCCUUUGUCGGGGAGUUCUUCAACCAGCAGGGCAGCAUCUUCUACCUCUUUGAGCCCCUCUGGCACGUCGAGAAGACGGUGAACUUCCUGCCGGGAGGAGCCAGCGCGGUGGGCUCGGCCUUGGUUUACCGAGACGUCCUCAAGCAGCUCUUCCUCUGCGACCUCUACAUCCUAGAGAACUUCAUCUCCCCGGUUCCCGAGGGCCACCUGACAGCCUUCUUGUUUCGGCGGGGCUCCAGCCACUCGCUGUGCGAGGAGCCCGUCUGCACGCCCAGCACCAAGAAGGUCUUUGAGAAGUACUACUGCAAGAACCGCCGCUGCGGCCCCCUCAACAUCACGCUGGCGGCCGAGGCGUGCCGGCGCAAGCAGCACGUGGCGCUGAAGACGGUGCGCAUCCGGCAGCUGGAAUUCCUGCAGCCGCUGGUGGAGGACCCCCGGCUGGACCUGCGCAUCAUCCAGCUGGUGCGGGACCCCCGCGCCGUCCUGGCCUCGCGCAUGGUGGCCUUCUCGGGCAAGUACGAGACCUGGAAGAAGUGGGCGUCCGAAGGGGAGGCCCCGCUGCACGAGGAAGAGGUGCAGCGGCUGCGGGGCAACUGCGAGAGCAUCCGCGUGUCGGCGGAGCUGGGGCUGCGGCGGCCGGGCUGGCUGCGGGGCCGCUACAUGCUGGUGCGCUACGAGGACGUGGCGCGGGCGCCGCUGCAGAAGGCGCGGGAGAUGUUCCGCUUCGCCGGGCUGCCCCUCACCCGCCAGGUGGAGGAGUGGAUCGGCAAAAACACGCAGGCUCCUCCCGACGGCAACGGCGUCUACUCCACGUGCAAGAACUCCUCGGAGCAGUUCGACAAGUGGCGGUUCGGCAUGCCCUUCAAGCUGGCGCAGGUGGUGCAGGACGCCUGCGGCCCGGCCAUGCAGCUCUUUGGCUACAAGCUGGCCAGCAGCCCCGAGGCGCUGGCCAACCGCUCCUUCAGCCUGCUGGAGGAGGCACAGCCCGCCUGGGUCACGUAGCGCUGCAGGGUCACGGUGGCGGGGCGGAACGAGGGGCUGCGGCCGUGCUCCCGGCCGGUCCGGAGGCGACCUGGGGGUCCC
This is a messenger RNA of Agelaius phoeniceus (red-winged blackbird), 1866 nucleotides long. NCBI's taxonomy places the organism in Eukaryota, Metazoa, Chordata, Aves, Passeriformes, Icteridae. The record is from RefSeq and is a predicted model, not a curated record.